AUGGAUGAUCUCUCACAGCUGGAGACCCGAGGAUGUACCCUCCCUAUGAAUCUUCUUACCUCUUGGGAACAAAGGCAGGAGCACAGGGAGGAUGGAGGCAAGGUGAAGGAGAAAGUGUCACUGCAGAUGGGUCAGGAUGCCUUAAGGGCAGGCUCACCUGCAGUGCUGGGUCCCAGCUUUAGGGAAUUGGCUCGACCUGCUGUUCUGGUUGAAUGGUGUGAGGAUUGCGGUAAAAGCCUUAUAGGAGAAUGCAGACUCCACGGACCACUCAUCAGGGCUAAAGAUAGGGUUAUUCCUAGCCGAGCCCGUCUCACCCUACCUCAUUACCUCACUUUGCGAGUGUUGGAGCUGCGAGCUGGAAACCAGCAGAUCCUUGGAGUAUUUGCAAAGAAAGUAAUACAGAAGAGAACACAGUUUGGUCCUUAUGUUGGUCAACUGUCUACAAAAUUGACCCGCUAUGAUGAGAGCAGGCUAGUGCUGCAGGUAUUGAAAGAUGGAGGGAAGUACUUUCUGGACACUCCCAAUGAAGACUGUGGAAACUGGAUGAUGUUUGUCCGGCUAGCCCGGAACCAAGAAGAACAGACCCUUGUGGCUUACCAGCACUGUGGAGAAGUCUACUUCACAACUGUUAAGCCAAUUGAGCCCCACACAGAACUGAAAGUAUGGUAUGCUGCCGAUUAUGCCAAAUUUAUGGAAGCUUCUGCAGUCUUCAUUAAAGAAGAAUCUGAUGUCUGUCCUUUGCCUCCAGUAGCAGCACUCAGCCACUCAUUCUCCACAGAAAUCUCACCAGUGUGGCUACUGUGAAAAGACCUUUCACAGGAAAGACCAUUUAAAGAAUCAUCUUCAGACUCAUGACCCUAACAAGAUGGCCUUCAAGUGUGAAGAGUGUGGUAAGAAGUACCACACCAAACUAGGCUAUAAG
This is a messenger RNA of Antrostomus carolinensis (chuck-will's-widow), 922 nucleotides long. RefSeq names its product PR domain zinc finger protein 15. Bases 1 to 804 code for a protein of 267 amino acids. Gene Ontology annotation, molecular function: protein binding. The record is from RefSeq and is a predicted model, not a curated record. Gene Ontology annotation, cellular component: nucleus. Lineage: Eukaryota; Metazoa; Chordata; Aves; Caprimulgiformes; Caprimulgidae. The transcript has 6 exons. Gene Ontology annotation, biological process: regulation of gene expression.